AAUGUGAUGAGCGCAUGCGCAGUGGCGCACACUUAGGCUGGGCAAGGACAUUGGGAGAAAAGUGACAUUUGUGUAACGUGACAGUUCUUAUUCUUUAUAAAUCACACAGACAUUUGCGCUAAUCGGAUUCACACACACUCUCACAUCUCUGUCCCGUUAUCCGACGCAUCACUUCUUUUGAUCCGAUUCAUUAAUUCAGCCCUUUCUUGCCAGAUGUGAGGGGGUGACUUGAGGCCUCGACCGUAAAAGGGAGAAUUCCCUUCUUAUCCUCAUUGAGGUUGUGGAUAAUAAUGCCAUUGCACUGAGUCUGCAUUGAGGUUGCUAAAGCAUCCUGACGUGAAUGGCUGUGUGCCGAGGGGGAGUUUCUCUUUGGGUGGGGUGUGUCAAGAACCAUGGAGGCAGGCAACCAAUGAUAAAACAGUGCUGGAAUUUAUGUCAGACAACCGAGUUUCACCUUCAUGACAACGGAAGGAACCUGAGCAGUGCAUCGUGGGCCUUGGCUCCUCCAACCGGUCUUCGCUACCAGCCUGUCAAUCGCCCAUCGCUUUCCCAUCCAUUCCACCAUGCCUGUCAGCCAAACAGAGCUCCCAACCUGGAGGAUGAGGAGUGGGAGGAACCCAUCAGCCUGUGUGAUCUUCUCAAACCCGCUGAGACGGAUGAGCAGCACGUCAUGGUGGAAGUGCCCCUGCUCGGACAAACCAAACUGAGCGAGCUCCUGGCUUUGGGACCCAACGGAACCUUUGACUUGCUUUUUCCUUUAACCACUGUCGAUGGGAGGAGAGAGGAUGAUAUUAGCGUUACCGGAAAGGUAGGGACUUUGAACGAGCCGAGGGAGAGAGGAUCAUUCAGGAGUCUGUUUGAAAUGGAGGGAUGUCCCGCCCCGUUCAUUUUGGGAUCUCGUUUCUAUUGCUUCCACUGCCCUGAGAUGGAGUCUCACUUGGAGAUGGGAAACAAACAUGGAAACGUAGAGGAAGCGCAGAGGUUACAUUCAGCCCUCCGAGUUGUGCGUUGUAGCCCUGCUGAUAUGCAGGGCGUGGACAAAUACUCCAGCCAGGGAGAUAUGGAGAAUGAGGAAAAACUAGCCCAGAUGUUUGAGAAACUGAGGGUGGAGUUGCCAAAUUUCUUUGUGAAAAAUCACGACUACACCAUAUACUCUGAAGAUGUUUUGUUCAUCAAUGGUCUUCUGGACACCAAGACAAGGGGUCGUGUUGUGUACCAGCUGACUGUGACGCUUUGGCGACUGAUGUGUCUGUGCUACUAUGCGGAGGCUCAGCUUGAAGUGCUGAAGCUGACCAAGCAUCCCGAGGACGGCUCCAUCCAGGCUCGCUGGAGAGUCAAAGGCCUCCCCUUCCACUCCCUUCUGGUCUUCUUCUAUAAGAAAGACAAGAGCCAACUUUACAAAACAUACAAUGCAUUCUCCACUUUCUAUCUUGGCUCCGAUGGACGAAUACAUUGUCAUAAAGUUGAAAAGGUUAUGCAGGCUCGUCCCCCGUUGCUGCCCAAAGUCACCUCAGUGCUGGCGGGGGCUUUGGUGGCUCUGGGCAUUCAGGAACACCGGCCGGCCCUCAACCUGCUCCCACUCCUCCUGUCCUCCCUCCGACAAGCCCGAGCCUGAGCCGAAAACACGGACGGAGAAGGAACGCUCAGAAGAAUGUGUGUGCGGUCACAUGAUCGAGACUGAUAAAGAGCUUAAAGAGAAACUAAUGUUAUUGUGUGAGUCGAGUGAAUGAGACGUUGGUGACGUUUUUCUUUGGAAAAAUACCAAAAUGAACGAGUUAAAAAUGUCAGCUCAUAAAACAACAAAACAGCUCAUAAAACAAGUUUUGGAUUGUAAAUGAUGGAUUGUAAGAGGUCUUUUUAAUACACAUUGCACUAUUUGGAAGGAUAACCUGUUAGCCCUCAUCAUUUGAGCCACUUAAAGUGAUAGUUCACCCAAGAAUAAAAAUCGUGUCAUCAUUUACUCACCUUCAUGUUGUUUUAAACCUGUAUAAAUAUCUUUGUUAUGCUGACCAAAAAAGAAGAUUAAGCACACAGUUGACUUAUACUAUGGAAGUCAAUGGUAUUGUCAACUGUGUGAAACUCAUGCAGGUUUUAAACAACACAAGGGUUUAUAAAUGAUGACACAAUUUUCAUUUGUGGGUGAAUUAUCACUUUAAAAAUAUUUAUUUUUCUCAAUGCACAAUUAUGGUUGUUUUUUACACGCACACCUACUGUACAGAUAAAUAAAAUGAGCUUGCGACUCAUUGCUGAGUUAAGAUACGUAGAAGCAGAUCUGCUAAGACUGACAGUAUGUU
Molecule: messenger RNA, 2294 nt
Organism: Paramisgurnus dabryanus
Lineage: Eukaryota; Metazoa; Chordata; Actinopteri; Cypriniformes; Cobitidae
Gene: c19h6orf136
Product: chromosome 19 C6orf136 homolog
Source: RefSeq, a predicted model, not a curated record